Hyposmocoma kahamanoa is the source of this 873-nucleotide messenger RNA. RefSeq lists its product as uncharacterized. The record is from RefSeq and is a predicted model, not a curated record. Bases 1 to 873 code for a protein of 290 amino acids. The transcript has a single exon. NCBI's taxonomy places the organism in Eukaryota, Metazoa, Arthropoda, Insecta, Lepidoptera, Cosmopterigidae.
AUGACCGAAGUUGGAAGCAUUUCACUGCCCCUCCGCGUACCACCGUUUUGGCGCGACCGCCCCAGGCUAUGGUUCGCCAGCUUCGAAGCGGCAACCCACGACCUCAAGAAGAGCCAAGCACAAUUGUCGCAAAUGGUCAUCGCUCAGCUGGACAAACAAGACAUUGAACAAGUGUCAGACCUACUUUUCGACCCACCAAAAGAGGACCCGUACAAAGCGCUAAAGGCACGCCAUAUCUCCGUAUACGAAGAGAGCGAGGAGCGUCAAUUCCAGAAGCUCCUGUCAGAAAUGGAAUUAGGCGACCAACGACCUACACAAUUACUUCGCCGUAUGCGUAACCUGCCACGCGAUAAGGUCCCCGAUCCCACGUUGCGAAUUAUGUGGAUGAAUCACCUUCCGCCGCACAUACGCUCUGUUCUAGUAGUAAGCGACACUAUCAGCAAGACCGCAGCGCUCGACGAACUGGCAUUACUUGCAGACAAAAUGCUUGAACAGCAAAGAGAGAUCUCCGUCGUGUCCACAUCAUCAUCACCAACAACACUGGCAUCCUCAUCUAAGCACCAAAAAACAGAAUAUCAAUUUCUAGUCGAGGAAAUAAAGAAAUUAUCAUUUGAAGUCGCUGAGUUAAAAUCAUCGGCACAACACGACUUCCGCGAGCGCCCGCCAGCGUCGCAUUACGACCGGUUUCGCCCUCGCAGGCGAUACACAGCGCGAAGGAGAGAUACUACGCCACCGUCCCGCUCUCACUCACGGGGCCAGAGUUUGUCACCAUCGCCGUACUGCUAUUAUCACAAGCGUUUUGGAAGCGAUGCGCGAAGGUGUACACUGCCGUGCACGUACUCCCGUGAUGACAAAAGGAUGACGGAAAACUAA